This is a messenger RNA of Columba livia (rock pigeon), 650 nucleotides long. It is a transcript of the gene ATP5IF1, whose product is annotated as ATP synthase inhibitory factor subunit 1. Bases 174 to 515 code for a protein of 113 amino acids. The record is from RefSeq and is a predicted model, not a curated record. Gene Ontology annotation, molecular function: ATPase inhibitor activity. Lineage: Eukaryota; Metazoa; Chordata; Aves; Columbiformes; Columbidae. Gene Ontology annotation, biological process: negative regulation of ATP-dependent activity. Gene Ontology annotation, cellular component: mitochondrion. The transcript has 3 exons.
GAACGGGGCGGCCCGGCUCCGCGCCCCGCCCAGGGAAGGGAAGCGCAGCCUGACGGCCGCGGGUUCGUCCAGGUCCCCACUUCCGCCCGGAGCCUGCUGGGGCUGGAGCGGGUUCUGCGCAUGCGCGGGCGCCGCCGCAGCGGGCGGGCCCCGUCCCUCAAGGGCAGGCGGCGAUGGCGGCCGUGGCGGUGCUGAGGGGCGGCCUGCGCGGGGUCCUCCUGGCGCAGCAGCAGCGCUGGAGCUCGGGCUCGGGCGCCGACCAGCUCGGCGAGCUGGGCAAAGGCGCCGGGAAGGGCGGCGGAGGCGGCGGCGCCAUCCGGGAGGCCGGGGGCGCCUUCGGGAAGAAGCAGGCGGCUGAGGAGGAGCGGUACUUCAGGGAGAAGGAGAGGGAGCAGCUCUCGGCCCUGCGGAAACACCACGAGGAGGAGAUCGGCCACCACAAGAAGGAGAUCGAGCGGCUGCAGAAGGAGAUCGAGCGCCACAAGUCGAAGAUCAAGCAGCUCAAAGAUGACUAAGCCGACACUGCUCUUGAAUGUGCACGGUCAACGCUGAUUGUGGUGUUAAACAGACUGUAUGUUGGCCAAUAUAAUCCAAAUUCAUCCCAUUAUACUGUGGCCUGCAACAAUGUCGAAUAAACUACUCAGCCUGUC